Molecule: messenger RNA, 834 nt
Organism: Trichomonas vaginalis G3
Lineage: Eukaryota; Parabasalia; Trichomonadida; Trichomonadidae
Exons: 1
Coding region: 1-834 (277 amino acids)
Source: RefSeq, a predicted model, not a curated record
AUGAAUGAAAGGGAAUUAUUGCUUAAACAAUUAUAUCAACUAUCACUCGAAGAUCAGAAAUUAGACUCAGAAAUUACACGAUUGAAGAAUCAAAGGCUUCCUUUGAUCAAAAAUGUAACUAUGGGUCAAGAAUCUCUAGCAAGAUUAUCGAAAGAUUAUUUAGAAAUCAAAAGCAAACGAUUUUCUCCUAAAAUUAUUCAACUUAGUCAAGAUUAUUCUGAAAUGCAAUCAAAAACUAACAUUCAACGACGCUUUAAUCUUGAUCAACAGCUUAUACAAGAAAAGCAGAAAAUAUUUAUUAGAAAACCAACCCAAUACACAUUAUUUAGUACUGUUCAUCCUCAAAAUAUUGAUUCAAAUUCCAAAAAAUUACUUAAAAAUUUCAGUACAAGCGAUCUCUCCAGUUUAGAAGCAUCUAUUGAUUCUCUUGAGAAUAAAAUUAGCAAAACACAGACAUCUUUAAAAGAAGUCAAUCAAAAACUCGAGACAGAACAAAACGCUACUAACAUUAUGAAUCAAGAAUGCGAAGUAUACAACAAACAUAUCGCUGAAAUACCAAAACUACAAGAAAAAAUACAAGAACUUGAAAAUUAUUGUUCGAAUGAAAAAGAACUUAUCCGAGAACAGAACUUGUUAAAUGCCAGACUAAAGGCAGCUACUAAUUAUCCUGAUGAAUUACCAGUCAACCCUCCAGAAAUAACAAAAACAACACAACAACUACAGAUUGAAGAACUUGAAUCAGAAAUCGAUGCUCUGAAGCAAGGAAUUCAGAAAUGCGAACAAAGUAAGUUACUAAUUUUAGAUUUAAUCAUUAAGGCUUCGAAACAUAAAUAA